Molecule: messenger RNA, 1071 nt
Organism: Purpureocillium lilacinum
Lineage: Eukaryota; Fungi; Ascomycota; Sordariomycetes; Hypocreales; Ophiocordycipitaceae
Biological process (GO): sterol biosynthetic process
Cellular component (GO): endoplasmic reticulum membrane
Molecular function (GO): C-4 methylsterol oxidase activity; iron ion binding
Source: RefSeq, a predicted model, not a curated record
AUGGCUUCAACACAAACCGAGAGCGCGCGCGCAGCGCCGCCUGCCACGGCGCAAACAUCUCAGUACCGCACGUCGAAGCGCCCCGUUCCGACCGACCUCCAAGGCAAACCGAUCCCUCAGAAAGAGAGAUGGCUGUACGCGACAACGGCACUCGGCAAUGGCUCGAAGCUCCGCUCCCUGACCGCCAACGCCGUUCUCAUCACCGCGUUUGUGCUGUUUAACUCGUCCUCCUAUGGCCGCAGUGUGUACGACAACCUCGAGCGUACAUACGGAGAGUACAACUUGAACUUGUGGGGCACCUUCAUUAUCACGUCUGUCUUCUUCUGGGUCUGGGGUGCCGUGUUCGCGAUCCCCGAUCUUACCGGGUGGCCGAGGUGGCUGUUCAAGUACAAGACGCAACCCUUUAUUCGCGUGAGCGGGCAAGAAUACCUGCGCAUCUUCGCCAUUGGGCUGCGCAACCAGUUCUUCGUCGCCCUGCCUCUCGUCGCGCUCACCGUUCACCUCGGUCAGAUCAGGCCAGUCAGUUCGGCGGCGCUGCCAGGGCCACUGCGGACCGUCGCUACCGUCAUCUUCGACAUGCUCUGCACGGAGGUGGGCUUCUACUACAUCCAUCGGUCGUUUCACUCCAAGGGCCUCUACUCCUUGUUUCACAAGCAGCACCACGAAUUCACGGCUCCCGUGGGAAUCGCCUCGACGUACUGCUCCAUGACGGAGCACGUAUUCUCGAACCUGUUGCCCAACGUCCUCGGCGCAAUGAUCGUGCCGCACCACUGGGCCCAGCAGGUCUUUAUUUUCGUCUCUCUCGAGUUCGGGACCAUUUGCUCCCAUUCCGGGUACAACAUUCCGUGGAUGUCGUCCAAUCUGCAGCACGACUUCCACCACUUUGCCUUUGAUGAGAAUUUUGGGCCGACGGGGCUGUUGGAUGCGUUUCAUCGGACCAACGCCAAGUUUAAGAAGACGAUGCAGGAGGCGAGGCAACGGACGGAAGGAGACGAAGAGCGGGCGAGGCGGAUGGUCUUGGAGAGACUCGCUACGAUCGAGAGCGAAGACACGGCGGCGAAGCGUAAGUGA